AAUUUGCUUGAAUGACUUGACUGGUAUUGUGGUCAGUCAACUCAAGAAUCUAACCCCCUCCCCCACCUAUACAUUACAUAUAGUACUCCCACCAUUCCUUAAAUCUUGUACAUUUUCAUACUUCAAUUCAAACAAAAAAUUUCAAUGGCUCUGUUUCUCUUUCUCUGUUUUUUGUUUUCUAUAAUUGUAUCCCAAGCCAAAGCAGGUGAUCCUGUAUCCUGUGAUAACAAUAGAGGAAACUACACAACCGAUAGCGCCUACGACAACAACCUUAAAACCGUUUUAUCCAGUUUCUCUUCCCAUAAACAAAUUAACUAUGGUUUCUACAAUUUCUCAUAUGGUCAAGACCCCAACAAAGCAUACGCCAUUGGAUUGUGUCGCGGAGAUCUUAACACAACUCAGUGCCUUACAAACAUAAACAAUUCCUUUGUUUAUCUCAGACAACAGUGUCCAAAUCAAAAAGAAGCAAUUGUCUGGGGUGGUGACUUCACUUUAUGGUAUUCAAAUCGCUCGAUUUUUGGGAUCGUUGAAACUAGUCCUACACAAUAUUUGAUUUAUGAAAGGAAUGCAAGUGAUGCAGAACGGUAUAAAGAAGCAUUGAGUAACUUGAUGACAAAUUUAACAGAAAAAGCUGCAUCAGGUGAUUCUCGUCGUAAAUAUGAUGCUGAUAGUGUUAGUGAUCCUGCAAAUUUUGCAACCAUAUAUGGGUAUGCUCUUUGUAUGCCGGAUUUGUCAUCGCAACAAUGCAAUGAUUGUUUGGCUCAGACAGUUUUGGAAAUUCCAGAAUGUUGUAAUGGGAAGAUGGGAGGAAAUAUCCUUAAACCAAGUUGUCGUAUUAGAUUUGAUCCUUAUCGCUUCUUCAAUCCGACGAUUGUGUUAGAUUCAAAUGCAACUCCUCCUAAACCAUCGUCACUACCACCUUCUCCAUCCACCACCAAUAGCACUUCUACAGGACACAACAAAAUCCGAACUGUCAUCGCCACUGCAGUGCCAGUUGCUACUGUGUUUUUGUUCCUCAUUUUUAUAUGCAUCUAUUUAAGAUUCAGAAAGCUAAAACAAAUGGUUGAAGCUGGUAAUGGAGAAUAUGAUGAUGGAGAUGGAGAUGAAGAUGAAGAUGAAAUUUCAAUUGUUGAGUCAUUUCAAUUUAACUUUGAUACCAUUCGAGUUGCUACAAGUGACUUCUCCGACUCUAAUAAACUUGGGCAAGGUGGAUUUGGAGUUGUUUAUCGGGGUAAACUACCUAAUGGACAAAUGAUUGCUGUCAAAAGAUUGUUAAAAGAUUCCAGCCAAGGAGAUGUGGAAUUUAAAAAUGAAGUACUAUUAGUAGCCAAGCUUCAACAUCGAAAUUUAGUUAGACUACUUGGUUUCAGUUUAGAAGGGACUGAAAGGCUGCUUAUUUAUGAGUUUGUUACAAAUAAAAGUCUUGAUUACUUCAUCUUUGAUCCAAUCAGGAAAGCACAAUUGAAUUGGCAAAAGCGCUACGAUAUUAUAAGAGGUAUUGCCCGAGGUCUUCUUUAUCUUCAUGAGGAUUCUCGCUUACGAAUUAUACACCGUGAUAUCAAAGCAAGCAAUAUUCUCUUAGACAAUGAGAUGAAUCCUAAGAUAGCCGAUUUUGGAUUGGCAAGAUUGUUUGUUAUAGAUCAAACUCAAGGAAAUACAAAUAGAAUUGUUGGAACUUAUGGAUAUAUGGCACCUGAGUAUGCAAUGCAUGGACAAUUUUCGGUAAAAUCAGAUGUCUUUAGUUUUGGAGUAUUGAUUCUUGAGAUUAUAACUGGCCAUAAAAAUAGCACAAAUAUUGGUCAUGGAAAUGAUGCAGAGUAUCUAUUGAGCUAUGUGUGGAAAAGCUGGAGAGAACGGAAAGCUAUAAAUACUAUAGAUCCAUCAUUAAACAAUGUUUCAGCAAAUGAAAUAAUGAGAUGCAUCCAUAUUGGUUUACUUUGUAUUCAAGAAAACGUAGUUGAGAGACCAACCAUGGCUUCUGUUGCACUCAUGCUUAAUAGUAAUUCUCUCACUCUCUCAAUACCUUCAAAACCUGCAUAUUUUUAUGGAAGUGGAACUAGAAGCCUACAAGACAUGCAGUUAUGGGCUGGACAUAUAGAUUCAACAACUUCAAGUGAAUCAAAGAACACGGCUUCAAAUACCGAUCCAUACCCUCGCUAGAUUUUGUUCAUAAGGGUGAUAUAUUCAUCGUAAUUGUUCUCCCCCCCGAACUACUUAGAUUCUCCCUACCCCCCCCUAAAGAUAUCUUCUUGUGGUGUAUAUUCUAUCAGUAGAGCAAUCAUCUAUAUUCUAUACUUAGGCCCAAAUCAAAACUUCAAAAAUGAAACUAAACAUAAAUGGGACAACUCUUGAAACAAGUUUUUGCUACUACACCUAGGUCCUCAGAUUUGGAGGUAUAUAUUUUCAAACACAUUUUAUCAUCUGCAAAUAAAUUUCUAAAAUAUGUAAGUGUGAUAACAAAUUUCUUUUUUUGACUAAAUAUUCUUCUAGAUUUUAUGUUCAGGUAAAUGGUGGAUUUGGACAAGGUUGCAUCUAUACAUAUAAGACUUGGUACUUCAUGACCAAAAAAAUAAAAGACUUGUGCUGGAUUAUUUAAGCUAUCACAUUAACAUUAAGUCCUUUGUUACUCCACAUUAUUAUCCUCCAUAAGACAUUUUCAAAUUUUCAAUCAAUUAAUAAUAUAAACUCCCUAAUAUAUACUCUAGUAAAGGCCAAAGGGAGAAUAGCAAAGAAUAAGGAUUUAGCAUAAAACUAAAGGAAGCAAUAGUAGCAUAAAGUGGAAGAUAAAAAUAAAUUAUACAUAUAUCCAGACCCAGACAUAAUCAUAAAAAUUUCCACAACUUAUGUACCUUUGAGGAUCUUGUCUUGACACAUUUUUGAGUCAAGCAAAAGGUUCUAUAACUAGGUUGAUGGACCUGUCAUAUAAACCUCUUUUCAACAAACCAAUGAUCAUCUUCUAAAUUCAUUCUGCUGCAUUUUCAUCGCUUUCAUUUCCUUCAUUUAUAAUAUCCGGCAACGUAUCAAGAUCAGUUCGAGCCUUUUCCAUAUCCUCGUGCAUGCUAUGUGUAUCAGCAGAAUCAAAUGCAUCGUGCACAACUGAAUCUAAAACAUCAGUGACAGAGGAAGAGUCUGAUUUUUCAUCACUUUCACUUGUUUGAUUAUCACCCUUGAACAUCUCAUCCUCGGUGACAUCAACAUUCUGAGUUUCAUUUGCUUCACUAGAUUCCGUGCUACCUUUGGAUUUGUCACUCUCAGUAGUAUUAGAGCUCACGUUUCUAUCCAAACUACUAGAAAUGUUUUCAGUCACAUUUGAGGCUACAGAUCCUUCUGUCUUCUCUAAUGCAUUAUCCCCUAGAGUAGAAGAUUCUUGCGAAGCUGCAUCUCGAUUUUCCGGUUUAGCAGAGACUGUUGCAUCAUUAUCAGGCAGGUUUCCUUCAGAAGUUUUAUUGCCACUCUGCUCUAAUCCCUCUGCUUGCUUUAUAUCUCCAGUUAUUGUUGCAUUAACUGUCACAUUUUGAGCAUGAUCAGACUCAGAUAGGAUCACCGUUUUAAUUUGUUCGGAUGAACUCGACUCGUCAUUGCCAGUGCCUGUCGAGUUACUGCUUGCUUCCGUGAUCACUGCUGUCGGAUUACUGCUUACAUUCAAGUGGCUAUCGGUGUUUGUUUUCACCGUUUCAUCAGACACCGAAGAACUGUCAUUUCCAGCCUCUUUCCUGGCAGUUGCAUUUGAAGAAAUUGCAUCUGUCACUUCACCUUCGGUAACCUUCAAAUCCGAAUCAUUUUGAUUCCUGUUACUUUCAUCAGAGUGAUAAGUUGUCUCAUUUUCUGGUUUUCCGAUAUUCAUUUGUAGGGUUAAAUCAGCAUUCUCCAAAUUAACCGUUUCCGUUUCAGUGCUAGUUGAGUGAGUGUCAUGAGUCACAGCACUAGAGGCAUCAUCGCCCUUGUAAUGUUCCUCCCGAGCUUCAUGAUUCUCCUGGUUUUCAACUAAACCCCCCUUUUCCUCAUCCUCCUUCUCUUCAUUCUCUAUCUCAUCGCCAUCUUCUUUCUCUUUCUCGUCGUCUACAACCUCAUCAUCAUGAUCAUUAUCUGCUUCUGAUUUAUCAUGAUCAUUAUCUGCUUCUGAUUUAUCAUGAUCAUUUUCAUCUGUCUCAGCAUCUCCUCCUUCAUCUUCAAUCUCUUCACUUUUGCUUUCAUCUUCCUCAUGUUCUUCUUCUGCCUCGUGCUUGUUUUCUUCUUCCCCAUGUUCUUCUCUCCCUUCAUCCACAUUCUCUUCACUUUCUUCAGUUUCAUGUUUGUUUCCGUCUUCUCCUUCUUGUUGAUGUUCAUCGUGUUCACGUUUAUUUUCCACAUCAUCAACAUGUUCAUCUUCCUCUUCUUCCUCAUGCUUUUCGUGCUGAUCUACUUCAACCUUACCUGGAAGAAGAUCCUUUCUACCGAGUUUCAGAAUCUGAUCCGGCUCAGUUCUGGAUGGAAGUCUCAGAUCAUUCUUAUCAAAUUCCUUCUUCUUGUCAUGAUUGUGCUUAACCUGGUAGAUCAACCAGAAGCAGACACCAAGCAACAGAAUAACUUGCAGAACAUGUUUUACCUUGAAACCUUUGGAUCUUUGAUUCCUAAUACUUGGAUUCCUUUUGAUCAUGUUUAACUAAGUUAAAAAAAAAAAAAAAAAACCCUCAACUCGUCUUCUCCAACAAACAAGAUCAGGACACCU
Molecule: messenger RNA, 4708 nt
Organism: Trifolium pratense (red clover)
Lineage: Eukaryota; Viridiplantae; Streptophyta; Magnoliopsida; Fabales; Fabaceae
Product: cysteine-rich receptor-like protein kinase 29
Exons: 7
Coding region: 145-2160 (671 amino acids)
Biological process (GO): protein phosphorylation
Molecular function (GO): ATP binding; protein kinase activity
Source: RefSeq, a predicted model, not a curated record